AUGUCUACCGUCGGUGAAGAAAUUGAUAAAUUAUUAGAAAAAUGUAAAAUUUGUGACGUGCAAACAACGAAUAAAUGCACUUCUUGUAAAAAAGUAAAUUAUUGUUGUAAAGAACAUCAAAAAGAAGAUUGGAAAAAUCAUAAAAUACAAUGCAGACCUUUUCAGAUGAAAUCUUCGUUGGAACUCGGACGUUUUCUAGAGGCAACGAGACGAAUCAACGCGGGUGAAAUUUUAUUUACCGAAUAUCCGAUUGUUUUCGGACCGCGUCCGGAGGAAAUCGUUUGUUUGGGUUGUUAUAAAACAGAACCGGAAGAAAAAUGUCCGAAAUGUUUAUGGCCGGCAUGUUCAUCAUCGUGUCCAGGACUCACGAAUCCCGAUCAUCACGGAUCCGAAUGUUUCCUCCUACGACUUUACACUCGUAACAAUCAACAACAAUCAUACGUAACGGAUGAUUAUUUUAGAUUUGACGUCAUAUUUCCUCUACGUUGUUUAUUACUCCAGAAAAAAAAUCCAAACGGUUGGAAAAUCAUAACGGGAAUGGAAAGUCACAUGAAAAAAAGAGGACCCAAUACUGAAAUCUAUAAACAAACGAAUGAAAAAAUCGUUAAAUAUUUAAACGAUAAUUUUUUUAAAUUUUUAAAUGAUUCCGGCAAUCGAGAACCGGAUACGGAAAUGAUAUUACUACCUGAUGAGAGAACGCCGGAAAUCCUACAUAAAAUCUGCGGUAUUAUUGAUGUCAAUUCGUUGGAAAUUCAAUCUCCGAAAGGUGGAACGUUGAACGCAUUGUACGAAACGGCUUUUCUCAUGGAACACAAUUGUUUACCUAACACGAGACACAUUUUUCAACCUUCUAGAAGGUUUAAAAUAAAAGUUUUUGCCAAUAACGAUAUACAACCUGGUAAUCACAUCAGCACCAUGUACACCCACGCACUUUGGGGCACUCAACAGAGACAAGAUCAUCUGAGAUCGACGAAACAUUUUAUAUGCAGGUGUCGAAGGUGCGGAGAUCCCUCGGAAAUGGGUACGAAUUUAAGCGGUUUAAAAUGUUUAGCACCGACGGUUGAUCAAAAAAUAUGCGGCGGCACGCAACUACCCAUGGCUCCUUUGGAUUCGAUAACCGUUUGGCAAUGCGAUAAAUGUCCGACGUCAUUAACAUCCGGUCAGGUAUCGGAUUUUGUUAACAUGAUCGGUGACGAAGUCGAUAGAAUACUAAACAAACAACCUAAAAUAGAAAGUCUCGAAACGCUGUUGAGCAAAUUGAAAAAAUUAUUACAUAAAAAUCAUUAUCAUUGUUAUUCCGUUAUGCAUUCUUUGGUACAAUUGUACGGACGUCAACCCGGAUAUUUACCUCAUCAGAUGAACGAUUUGAUGCUUGAAAAAAAAAUCGGCAUGUGCAAACAACUUUUGGAUAUAACGUCAGCCAUCGAUCCGACGACGUCGAGAUUAGCUUUAUACAGUUCCGUCGUGGAACAAGAAUACGCAUCCGCCAUAUUGAUUUUAGCCGAGAGAAAAUUUUGGAAGGAUCACGAACUCGUUGAAAAAUUAAAAGACGCAAAAAAAUUUUUAAUACACGGUUUGAAAUCUUUAGAACCGGAAGGUGAAGAUUCUCAGGGUUUUAAAUUUGUUCCGAUAAUAACGAAAACGUUACACGAACUCGAAACAUUUUCCGCGAAAUCAAACGUUUUUCUAUAA
Molecule: messenger RNA, 1692 nt
Organism: Pediculus humanus corporis (human body louse)
Lineage: Eukaryota; Metazoa; Arthropoda; Insecta; Psocodea; Pediculidae
Exons: 5
Coding region: 1-1692 (563 amino acids)
Molecular function (GO): protein binding
Source: RefSeq, a predicted model, not a curated record